GCCGCUCUGGCUAGUCAGGUUACACCUGGUGGACGCGCUGCCCUCGCGGUUCUUCUUGUCGUCGUCGUCGUCGUCGUAACGGUUGGGGAGCAGGCCUGCCGAGGCAAGAGGCUUCGAGGAGCUGUCACAGUCUGGACCGUCGUGCAACACCAGCGAAGGCUCCAUGCAGCCGCCAUUGUGUAGUGAUAUAGAGUAGAGUGAAUUGCUCUUCUUAUCGCCCAAGGCGAAGUGGUUCCAGCUGAGGGCCGAAACCUGGUAGGCGUUGAUGCAGGUUGGAAGGCGAUGUGGGAGAACGUGCUGAGGUACCAUGUAUUUCGAGCAGCGAGUUGUCUUGCCGGCACUGCUGUUGUUCGCCUUGGUUGUUUUCUUGCUUUGCUGCUGUGGUUGUUGUCGUUGUCUCUGCGUGGUUACGUCGCUGGCCGACUUGGCGAUGUCGUGUGGCUCAGAUUCGCGCCUGAGCAGCUGCGCGGGAGUUGUACAGCCGUCCUUGGUCGUUGCCGUCAUGAUGCAUGGAAUUGUGGUGAAGCUUGAGAGUGACUGCGAGUGGCUGUCCGUGUCGAGGAGCCGGGUCGAUGGCGUCCGAUAGGCAGGCGGUGCCGCAGCCGUGGAGAAGUGAGAUCGCUCGAGAGUGGAAGAAGGGACUACUGCACGAGGGCAGAGAUGAAGGGCCAUGCAGUCCUCCCUAAGUAGAGGCUUGCAGUUGAUAUCCUGUGGGCUUUCGGCCCUCAGUGGCUUUCGGAGAAAGGUGGCCGAAAUGGACCAUGUAUGCGAGGGUUAUGGACGCCAGGUUAAGCUGCUGAGCUGGGGCCGUCCUCGGUACAAGGCGCUGGCACCAUGGUUUUGGAUGGAUGUCCCUGCCUGGACAAGUUGAUGGACACGGCUCGACCUACGCGGACUCUCCAGGCCUCGUCUCGUGCCUUUGUGUACUUAAAGUAAGUGGCGGCCGGCGCGGGAGGAAGGUGCAUGUCAUCCGCGGCGCCGCAAGCCGCGACUGCUCUGGCAAUCUUGCACCGCCCAACAUGACUUG
Messenger RNA from Microdochium trichocladiopsis, 1027 nucleotides. RefSeq lists its product as uncharacterized. The coding region runs from base 308 to 586 and encodes 92 amino acids. The transcript has a single exon. NCBI's taxonomy places the organism in Eukaryota, Fungi, Ascomycota, Sordariomycetes, Xylariales, Microdochiaceae. The record is from RefSeq and is a predicted model, not a curated record.